Anopheles coustani is the source of this 1227-nucleotide messenger RNA. Its product is annotated as probable serine/threonine-protein kinase DDB_G0280133. The coding region runs from base 195 to 1025 and encodes 276 amino acids. The transcript is spliced from 3 exons. NCBI's taxonomy places the organism in Eukaryota, Metazoa, Arthropoda, Insecta, Diptera, Culicidae. The record is from RefSeq and is a predicted model, not a curated record.
CUCCCGAGGAGAUACACGCAGUUGAAAUAUCGGUCUAAAGCAGUGUUCAUUGGGAUAAGAACUUUUCUACAAAGCAUCGUAAUCUUUCUGGAUGCGGGAAGGAUAAUAAAACUUACGAAAAUAGUCGAAAAGCGGAUGUGUGCAGUGUUUGGGGAUUUCAUUCGAAUAUCCAAAGAGAGCACAAUAGCAGCGCAAUGUCCUCCGAUAGGACCGAUUCUACGGAUGAUGGAGACUUAACUUUACUGUCUUCUUCAAUUUCAACUUUAUCCAGUGAUGAAGAGUUUUCUUCAAACGAAGCAAUAGGGAACUUUUUCAUCGGUUAUAGGUUCAUGGCCAUACUUAGCAUCCAGGACGUGAAUGAGGGAUCGCGUGGACCAAAGUUCUUUUGUCAUAUCUGUGAACACUUCUUACACACCCGACUCAGCAUGAUCACGCACAUGAAGAUGCAUCGAAUGCCUUUUUGUCCGGUAUGUUUUGCUAUGUUUCAUCGACCAGUGGACGUGAAUUCACACAUAGUGGAGCUUCAUCCAGAGAUCACCACGACAGAAAUCAUCCCAGCACUGGUGACUGAGGAAAUGCUGUCUAUCGAGGACUCCAUUGUCCCACCGAAUUCACCAAACAACAACGAACAGCAAAAUAUAACGCAGGAGCAAUUGAAUGGAAAGCUGGAUACGAACAACAAUAACUCGAUGUCUUCGUUGUUGGUGGAAAAGCUACGUGAACACCAAAUAGCCAACGGUCUAGUCGAUGAUGAGGGUCAGCACAAUCAACACGAUUUUGAAAUCGAUACAGAGACCCAACUAACCUCAAACCCAGCGGAUGGAAAUGGACGGAGUAUGAGGAAUAACGACAAAAAACCAGUCUCAAGUGGUUCUUCGGGAAAGGCGCCUAAAGGUAAACCGAAAUCCUCGCCCAAGACGAACGCGGGCACCAAAGGGCCUUCGAACGCUGGGCAAGAGGAUAAUAUUAUGAAGGUGACAUCGCGGUUCGGACGUUCCAUCAGUUUGAAAAUCCCGCAAUUCUAAAAAGUCGAUGAAUACCGUAUCUUAUUGAGCCAAUUGGCUUAUCAUUUGCAAAAAUUACAUCAAAUGUGAUUUUUUUUCUUUCUUCAUCAAACAUAACAAGAAUCGAUGUUCUUUCUAUCUUUACCAUCCCAAAAGUAUCCUCAGCGUGAGGUUAUUUUGGAAUAUUAUAUUUGCGUCCAAUAAACUGCUAGAAAUCAGCAAA